This is a messenger RNA of Echinococcus granulosus, 177 nucleotides long. RefSeq lists its product as hypothetical. The coding region runs from base 1 to 177 and encodes 58 amino acids. NCBI's taxonomy places the organism in Eukaryota, Metazoa, Platyhelminthes, Cestoda, Cyclophyllidea, Taeniidae. The record is from RefSeq and is a predicted model, not a curated record. The transcript has a single exon.
AUGCUCAGCCGGCAAUGCUACCGUCGCCAGGGAGAACUUGCUCGCGUGCCACUUGAACAGCGCGCAGUUGCAAUUGCACUCGCAGCGGCUAUCGGCGAAUCGGUGGCACCAUCACUGGUGAUCUCUUGCUCAGUAGACCCAGCUCCUCUAACAAUGCCUGCCGUCGCUGACCUGUAG